CUUGAAACUCCUUUGACCUUGGAAACUGAAGAUGAGGUUGCCAUGGGAACUGCUAGUGCUGCAAUCAUUCAUGUUGUGCCUUGCAGAUGACUACACACUGCAUGGCCCAGUUUUUGUACAAGAACCAAGUCAUGUCAUGUUUCCUUUGGACUCUGAGGAGAAAAAAGUGAAACUCAGUUGUGAAGUUAAAGGAAAUCCAAAGCCUCACAUCAGGUGGAAGUUAAAUGGAACAGAUGUUGACAUUGGUAUGGAUUUCCGCUACAGUGUUGUUGACGGCAGCUUGUUGAUCAAUAACCCCAAUAAAACUCAAGAUGCUGGAACGUACCAGUGCAUAGCAACAAACUCGUUUGGAACAAUUGUAAGCAGAGAAGCAAAGCUUCAGUUUGCUUAUCUUGAAAACUUUAAGACAAGAACAAGAAGCACAGUGUCAGUCCGUCGAGGUCAAGGAAUGGUACUUCUGUGCGGCCCGCCACCCCAUUCUGGAGAACUGAGCUAUGCCUGGAUCUUCAAUGAAUACCCUUCCUAUCAGGAUAACCGUCGCUUCGUUUCUCAAGAGACUGGGAAUCUGUAUAUUGCCAAAGUGGAAAAAUCUGAUGUUGGUAAUUAUACCUGUGUAGUUACCAAUACUGUGACCAACCACAAGGUCCUGGGACCACCCACACCACUAAUCCUGAGAAAUGAUGGGGUGAUGGGUGAAUAUGAGCCCAAAAUAGAAGUACAGUUUCCAGAAACCGUCCCAGCUGAGAAAGGAACAACAGUCAAGCUGGAAUGCUUUGCCUUAGGAAACCCAGUCCCAACUAUUCUAUGGCGAAGAGCUGAUGGAAAGCCGAUAGCAAGGAAAGCCAGAAGACAUAAGUCAAAUGGAAUUCUGGAAAUUCCCAAUUUCCAGCAGGAAGAUGCUGGUUCAUAUGAGUGUGUGGCUGAAAACUCCAGAGGCAAAAACGUAGCAAAGGGACAGUUGACUUUUUAUGCUCAACCUAACUGGGUUCAAAUAAUAAAUGAUAUCCACGUGGCCAUGGAAGAAAGUGUCUUCUGGGAAUGUAAAGCAAAUGGGAGGCCCAAGCCUACCUACAGGUGGCUAAAAAAUGGAGACCCACUGUUAACACGGGAUAGAAUACAAAUCGAGCAAGGAACACUCAACAUAACAAUAGUGAAUCUCUCAGAUGCUGGCAUGUACCAGUGUGUGGCAGAGAAUAAACAUGGAGUUAUCUUUUCCAGCGCUGAGCUUAGUGUAAUAGCUGAAAGUCCAGAUUUUUCUAGAACGCUCUUAAAAAGAGUAACACUUGUCAAAGUGGGAGGUGAAGUUCUCAUUGAGUGCAAGCCUAAAGCAUCGCCAAGACCUAUUUGUGCUAAUAUCUAA
This is a messenger RNA of Grammomys surdaster, 1360 nucleotides long. Its product is annotated as contactin-4-like. The coding region runs from base 32 to 1360 and encodes 442 amino acids. Gene Ontology annotation, biological process: cell-cell adhesion; brain development. The record is from RefSeq and is a predicted model, not a curated record. Gene Ontology annotation, molecular function: cell-cell adhesion mediator activity. Lineage: Eukaryota; Metazoa; Chordata; Mammalia; Rodentia; Muridae. The transcript is spliced from 11 exons.